UGAUAAAGCUUCUCCAAUUUUCAUGCCUAUUUCACCUAAAUGGAAGACCCUUAGAAAAAUGUGUGCUACCAAGAUAUUCUCUUCUCAACAGCUUGAUUCUACUCAAAUUCUUCGUUUAAGAAAAUUGAAAGAACUAGUCGUUUACUUGCAAGAAAAUUGUAGAAAAGGUAAACCUAUUGAUAUUGGCGAGGUUGCAUUUACUAUAUCACUUAACUCCAUAUCAAACACCCUUUUCUCUAUUGACUUGGCCAGUUUUACUUGUUCUUCUCAAAAGUUUAGACAUAUUAUUUCCUCUAUGUUGAUCGAUUCUUCGAAGCCAAAUAUUGCAGACUAUUAUCCUAUUUUGCGCAAAAUUGAUCCACAGGGAGUGAGACGAAGGAUGAGAAGCCAUUACCAGAAGUUGCUAACACUUUUUGAGUCUAUCGUUGAAGAUAGAACUAAUGGAAAGGAAGAUUCUACGAUGGAAAGAAGUGAUGUGUUAGACUCAUUUCUUGAGAUCAUACAGAAGGAAAAUCCUGAACUGACAUUACAUGAUGUGUUACAUCUAUUUUUGGACUUAUUUGUAGCUGGGAUAGACACAACAUCAGCCACAAUUGAAUGGGCAAUGGCCGAGUUGCUACAAAACCCAGAGAAAUUGAAGAAAACAAGAAAUGAACUUCAACAAGUUAUCAACAAAGAUGAAGAACCUAAGGAUUCAGAUAUCAAUAAACUCCCUUACCUACAAGCAGUUGUAAAAGAAACUCUUAGGUUGCAUCCAACAGCUCCUAUACUAGUUCGCAAAUCUGGAUCCGAGGCCGACUUAUGUGGCUUCAGGGUACCGAAAGAUACACUAGUUCUUGUUAAUGUGUGGAGCAUGGGAAGGGACUCGAGCAUUUGGACCGACCCAAAUUUGUUUCUGCCUGAAAGGUUUUUAGAGAGCGGAGAAGAAUUUAUAGGAGAAGAUUUUGGGUUCAUUCCCUUUGGAGCUGGUAGAAGAAUGUGUUCUGGAGUUCCGUUUGCUCAUAGGGUUGUGCAUACUAUGCUGGCCACUUUGCUUUACCAUUUUGAUUGGAAGCUAGCUGAUGGGGAGAAAAUUGAAGACAUGGACAUGACUGAAAAAUUUGGAACUACUUUGCAUAAAGUCAAGCCUCUUAUGGUUAUUCCUGUCGAAGAAUGAACAAAUAUAUAGUUACACAAUUUAACAUAUAUCUACUUGUAACUUAGAAAUAAUUUAUACAGUUAACUCAUCAUAUCAAACUGUAUAGCUAAGAUUGGUAACUGAAUAAAAGUGUUUUAUAUUUGUAGCGUAGAAAUAAUAAGGAUGUUAUUUCACUUGAUUCUGAUACGUAAUUAGCACUCCACUUAAUGA
This is a messenger RNA of Trifolium pratense (red clover), 1348 nucleotides long. Its product is annotated as geraniol 8-hydroxylase-like. NCBI's taxonomy places the organism in Eukaryota, Viridiplantae, Streptophyta, Magnoliopsida, Fabales, Fabaceae. The coding region runs from base 23 to 1156 and encodes 377 amino acids. The record is from RefSeq and is a predicted model, not a curated record. Gene Ontology annotation, molecular function: oxidoreductase activity, acting on paired donors, with incorporation or reduction of molecular oxygen; iron ion binding; monooxygenase activity. The transcript has 2 exons.